CUUCUUCCAUGAUGCGUCAACGCAAUGACGAGCUUUCUUUAAUUUUCUUUACAAAUAUAGUGCCCACGCUAGUGCCAGAAGCCGAAUCGUGGAUCGUGGGUCCAGGCGCCCUUGACUCCGUCAUGUACACCUUGUGUUCAGCAUCUGACACACGCGAUCUUCGUCCCUUCUAGUUCCGCCAACAUCACUUGUUUAAAACUCACAUCCCAGAGUUACUAGCACAAUUUGUAACGCCCGAUACGACAUUUAAAUGGGAGGCUUUCACUCCAAGAAUACUACUGCCGACCUUGCAAGUGUUGCUUUUCAAGUGGAUUCAGAUGAGUACGAACAAUGGAAGUCAUACGACUAUGUGGUAGUUGGAGGAGGAACUGCUGGUUGUGUUCUCGCUUCUCGGCUGUCUGAAGACCCAAGUACUACUGUCUGUCUCAUCGAAGCUGGCAAGACACACGAGUCCGACUUUCUGACUAGUAUCCCUCUUGCAUUCUCGAAAUUGUUCAAAACUGGCGUAGAUUGGGACUACGAGACAGUACCCCAAGAGGCUCUCGGAAGCAGACGCAUCUAUUGGCCUCGAGGGAAGAUACUUGGUGGAACUAGCGCAAUCAACUGCCUCAUAUAUCAUCGAUGUGCACCAGAAGAUUUUGAUGAGUGGCAGCGUCUCGGCGCGGAGGGGUGGUCAUACAAGGACCUCCUUCCCUACUUUCGCAAGGCAGAAACGUUCAACCCGGACCGACGUCGUCCAGACGUGAAGAUCAGUGACCACGGUGUAACCGGGCCUUGGCAAACAGGUCCGCAACACUUUCCUCCUGCUCCCAUUCACGAAGUUCUUGUUGAGACGUGCAAGGCGCUUAACAUACCAUUUAUCAGCGAUACCUCCUCUGAGUCUGGGACACUCGGCUCGACAGAGUUCGUUUCAUGUACCGACAAGAAUGGAAAGCGAAGCUCCUCAGCAACUGCCUAUCUCCCACCAUCUGUUCUCGCAAGACCUAAUCUAACGGUCGCUACACAUACCAUGGUAGAAAAGGUUUUACUCGACACCUCGGCUACUACUACACCCCGAGCUAUCGGCCUCGAGCUAUCCAGUGUCCCGGGAGGUCCCUAUUUCCGUGUUCGGGCAACGCGGGAAGUAGUGCUGUGUGCGGGAGCGGUGGGUACACCCCAGAUCUUGAUGCUGAGCGGUGUUGGACCACGCGAUAGCUUGGAGAAGCUGGACAUCCCGGUGAUAAAGGAUCAUCCUGCGGUAGGACAACAUCUCCUAGAUCAUCCGAGCUGCGGCACAGUUCUCUUUCGCACCAAGGCCUCGAACAACCUGACGUGGGAUUAUGUCGGCUCCCCGUUAGUUGGAGCAUGGGCGCUUAUUAGGUGGCUUUUCACCGGCAAAGGACCCAUGUCCGGAGUAAGCUUUCCAGGCGGCGCGUUCGUUCGCUCCGAUGAUCCGUCCUUGCGCAACACUGGUUCUCCCGUACGUGACAACACUUCAGGACCAAAUGCACCGGACAUCGAGAUUAUCUGGAUGCCCCUUCUUGUACUCGAGGGCGGAACGAAGCGACCUCCGAAGGGCGUUACCGGAGUGUCGAUGGGCGCUAUGGUAAUGAGGCCUCUCAGCGAAGGCUCAAUUUCACUCAAGACAGCUAGUAUCUGGAACAAACCGCUAAUCGAUCCGAAAUAUCUCUCCAACGAGAAUGACAUGAAUGUUCUUCUCCGAGGUGUCAGGUUAAUUCUACGAAUGGCUCGCUCGGAGCCGUUCUGCUCUAACAUUGACUGGUCCAAAUCGGAUGGCUCCAUGCCCUGGUUAUAUCCUGGAAAUGCUGAUCCUGAUGAAAUUAGCGAUGAAGUUCUGAGAGCAUGGAUUUCAGAGAACGGAAUGGGGACCUGGCACCCUGUUUCAUCCGCGCGCAUGGGCAAGGACAUAGCGAGCAGCGUCGUUGACGCAAAUCUGAAGGUUCAUGGUAUCGAUGGCCUACGCGUCGUUGAUGCGUCGGUCUUUCCGAAUCAGGUAUCAGGGCAUCCGUGUGCAGUUGUGAUUGCUGUAGCAGAAAAAGCUGCCGAUAUAAUCAAGGCUGCUUAGCGCGCCUGUCAGUCUUUUCCUAUCGACCGCCCUGUGUAUUUAGUAUGGCUCAUCAAAUGUAGCUUGAUUCUUGGUGAGGGCC
Molecule: messenger RNA, 2147 nt
Organism: Desarmillaria tabescens
Lineage: Eukaryota; Fungi; Basidiomycota; Agaricomycetes; Agaricales; Physalacriaceae
Product: GMC oxidoreductase
Exons: 16
Coding region: 251-2065 (604 amino acids)
Molecular function (GO): flavin adenine dinucleotide binding; oxidoreductase activity, acting on CH-OH group of donors
Source: RefSeq, a predicted model, not a curated record